GCAAACAAAGGCAGCGGGCGGCGGGCGAGCGCGAGCUAGCCCCCAAUUUGCCCUUACCGCCGCCGCCGCUGCCUUUCCCCGCCGGCCGCGCUCGGCGUCGAGACAUGUCCGGCGGCCGAAAGCGCCCAGCUCCAGCCCCGUUCGCCGGCUUCUCCCCCUUCGCCCGCUCCCUCCUCUUCUCCCCCGCCUCCGGCUACUGCAAACUGCCUCUUCCCAACGCCUCCGCCGCGGCCGACGGACCCCAUCAAGAGAACGCCGGCAUGCCGCCGCCGCCGCCCAAGCGCGCGAAGCAGGCCGAGCCCUCCAGCGACGACGAGGAGCGCCACAGCAGCGAUGCCGACGGCGCCAGCGGAAGCGACAGCGACAGCUCGCUGGAGUGCUCAAGCAGCGACGGCGACGACGCGUCACAGGAGCUCGAGACGGUGCAGGCGGACUUCGCCUUCUUCGACCCCAAGCCCAGCGACUUCCACGGCGUCAGGCUCCUGCUCAAGACCUACCUCGACUCCAAGCCGUGGGACCUCACCGGCUUCGUCGACCUCAUCCUGGAGCAGACCACCGUGGGCACUGUCGUCAAGAUGGCCGACGAUGAAGAGGAGGAGGGAGAAGGGAAUGGCGGUGAUAAGGGCGAUGGCGGCAACGAUGAUGACCUGUUCGGUCUCAUCACCGUGCUCAAUUUGGGAAGAUAUGGUGAGAACCGCUGCAUCAAGGAUCUUAAGGAGUAUCUGCUUGCUGUUUGCGGCAACAAGGAUAGCGAGAAGAAGCUCAAGUCACUGCUGGAAGAGAAAGCGUCUUCUGUCGGCCUGCUGGUGUGUCGGCGCUUUGUGAAUUUCCCGUAUGAAAUGGUGCCUAAGCUAUAUGACUCGCUCUUCGACGAAGUUUCAUGGGCAACAGAAGAUGAGCCAACACAAGAACUCCAGGACUCCUUCCGGUUCAAGCAGUACCUGUUGGUUGCCAGAAUUCUUGAGAGAAAAACUAAUCCAAAGCACAACGCAAAGAACAACAAAGAUGAUGAUGAAGAACCUGUUAUCUACCCCAAGUUGGAGGAUGAAAUUUUUCGUGAGCUUAGUUCAUGGUCUUUUACUUUCCCAAUACGUGCUGAUCAGUCAGCUCAGCAGGAGAUGAAGAAUUACAAGGAGAUGGGCUUAGUGAUGUGCGUUAAAGCUGAAGCAAUCCCAAAGUUCCGCAAAAGGUUGGAGGCUUUGGUAUCUGAAUAAGGGGGUCUCUUUGCUGAUAUGAGAAGGCCAAAGUGGAGUUUUGCUGCUAUCCACAACCAUCCAAAUUUUCUGUGCGUCUGUAGUGUCGUUAAUUAGAUGGGAUCAUGGGAUUGUCACUGCAGAUUCGAUGAGGUUGAUCUGCGAGAGUGGUCCAUUUUCAUGUACUGCUAUAAAUUAUUCAUGAAUGGUUUUAUGGUUACCCUGCAGACAUGGUUUUUCCUUGUUAUCUGAUCAAAGAAAAAUUUGCACUCUUCAGGUUCUCUA
Messenger RNA from Brachypodium distachyon (stiff brome), 1478 nucleotides. Its product is annotated as protein BCCIP homolog. Bases 105 to 1214 code for a protein of 369 amino acids. The record is from RefSeq and is a predicted model, not a curated record. Gene Ontology annotation, cellular component: nucleus. The transcript has 8 exons. Lineage: Eukaryota; Viridiplantae; Streptophyta; Magnoliopsida; Poales; Poaceae.